Messenger RNA from Dreissena polymorpha, 5588 nucleotides. RefSeq lists its product as uncharacterized. Lineage: Eukaryota; Metazoa; Mollusca; Bivalvia; Myida; Dreissenidae. The transcript has 3 exons. The record is from RefSeq and is a predicted model, not a curated record. The coding region runs from base 221 to 2362 and encodes 713 amino acids.
CAUACUAAAACAAUAUCCCGGAAAAAAGAAAAAUAAUGCAUUUCAAUAUCAACCGUACUUUCGUUUUGACAACUGACGACAGAAAUGAUUCGAUGUAAGAUUUGAAUCUAAAUUUAGUUUUAGUGCAGAUUUGUUUAUACGACACAUGAACACUGACUCCGAUCCUAAUAAAAAUACAGUUCCGCUCGGCUAAGAGGACUGGAUUUAAUGAUUCGACGCAAUGACUGAUCCAACAUACAGCAACACGCUUUUAGCGCGUCUUUUCGAUCGUGCCAAGCAGCACACCAAUGACAGACGCAGGGCGGCCUACGUCAGGUACAUCAACGCAGGCCUCGAGGUGCUCGGCAAGGAACGUGUCUAUCUCGUUGGAAGUACGGGCGAAAAUCUAAAUCUUCGAUUACCGAGCGAUCGCGGUGACGCGGACUUUCUUCUGGUAUCCGGUAGACUAGAAGUUCCUGUCGCUAACAUCGAGUAUCGUCUCAAUACACCACUGUACCUGUGGAUCCGGGGUAAGGGUCUGGACAUGCGCUAUUGUGGAAGACUCGUGGAUGACACGCAUCUGUCCGCGGACAUGCUGCGCACAAUCCAUCCGAUGCUGUUCACUAUGAUACGGGCUCUUUGCACCAUUGUCACUGCCCCGCUUCAGUUUGUACCUGGGCGAUAUUUGAUCCAUACCUGUAUAGGUAUGCCUUCCAGGGUAGGAAUAGCAUUCACUGAAUUCCGUCAAGUGAAAAUAGAAGACACAGAUUCUUUGCGUAUGGGUCCUAAUGCUGAAAAGAUAAGGCAAGAAGAAGUGGAAGCAAAGCUUAAACGACGGCAAAAUAGUGUAAAGAUGAAAGACAAAGAUGCCAAAUUAUUCAAGCGCGUGCAGAAAAUGGCUUCAUUUUCAAAGACGCCUUCAACGAGAGGCGAACAUCAUGGACGGAAUGUUUUCCUGGCCACCAUGAUCGACGAGGCAUUGCGGCGAAAUUCUGGGGUUAUCCAAUCAGAAGGAGCUUGCAAUUCAGAAAUGGAAACUAUAUUUCAAGAUGUGUCAGAUGAGCAUGAUAACGAAUUUAUUGGUAAAGUCAAAGCCACCUACGAUGAUAUUGCUGGAAAAGAUUUCGUUCCAGCACUGCGAAUAGAUGGUAAGUUGUCAUGCAUUGAGGAAUUCUGCAGACGAGUUCAAAGUGCAAAAUGGCCUCCAAGGAAUGUUGUCAACGACAUAGACAACAAAUGCGAGUUCUUCAUUAUUGCUCGCGAUGCACCUUUUAACCCAUCAAAAGAAAAGGAUUUCUGUUUGUCGUUUAAUCUGGCCGAAAUCAUGUUGAACCAAAACCUGCCUCCAACUGCUAAAAGGGUGUACAUCCUCAUGAAAGCCUAUCUUAAAGGAAUUUUCAAGAAAACGUUUGACUCGAUCGGUCGAUUUAAUCCCAUCAAAUCGUACUACAUGAAAACUUCAAUAUUUUGGACAUGUGAAAUAUAUGCCAACGAACUAUGCUGGAAUGAAACAUCAGAGCAUAGUAUUUUGGACGCCGUUCAGAUCGUCCUCAGGUUCCUUCUUGGUUGUAUUAAGGCUAAGAAAUUGCGACAUUAUUUCACAGAAAGUAAUCUAUUUGACGGGGUUGCCGAUCUGGACUUAGAAAUAGCCGGAGCGUGCAUCUAUGAGAUACAGGCAGGUCCGUUUGAAAAAGUGCAGGAUUUCUUUGACGUAGAGAGGGAACACAAACGUGAGGUUUUGCUUGAUCACGAGGCGGCGAGGCGUAUUUUAUCACUACAACGAGAUGGUGGAAGGAGAGAAUGCUUAAACCGUCUUGACGACUCAUUUAUAGAUAUGGCAAGAGCAUUUAACGACGCCAGUUGUGACCCAUCCGGUGAUUCGAUUGUGAAGGAGAUUGUACUACGUGUUGCAGAUACAUUGUUUGAGGAACAAAAACAAAGAGCGAGCGCCAAGAAGGCUGACAAAAGCGGACACCGUAUUUCGGUUUUAGGCAAAACAUCAAAUAAAUGUGUAGGUCAACGCGAUUUGUCAAAACCCAAACUAAAACAGGCACCUCUAACUAAACUGUUUAAUAAUUUUGUUACCAACGACGGAGCUGUUAGUCAUGGUAGUGGAGAGGCAAGUCAACGGCUUGGUGACCUUUUGGCGGUCGGAUCCCUUUUCCCGGUCGGACGGGAUUUCAUUAACAACAUCGGUGGCGAAAAAGGUGCUAAGAAUGUUCUUGAGCAAGUUGAUGCGCAGGAAUCGGACUCUGAGGAUCGGCUAAGAAAUACUGUUGAACGAUAUCUAACCUGCAAAGACGAAGAAGAACCGACGGUAGCGAUGGAACUUAAACAAAUGAUUGCGGCUUAUUUCCUAGCAAAUGAUGAUGAGUUCAUGUAAAUAUAAAAGUGUAAAUUACAAGUUAAAGUUUUAAUUUGUCCAAUUACAAACGUCUAUCGAGAGCAACUUUACAUGUAUUAUUGUAUAAAAGUUUAAUCCAAUUUAAAUUUAAGUAUGUUAAAAUUGUGUUUUAGUGUUCAAUGUUUAAAUAAAUUAACAUCAAUAUGAAAUUUGCUUAUUUCAGUUACGCUUGAAGUUGAAUGCUUAUCUUAAUUUGUUAAAAGGGACUUUUGUCCACAGUUUGGCAAAAUUACAAUUUUAAUCGAUUUUUUCUUGCAAAUAUAUGUAUUACCAACAUAGCGUUUGAAAAAAAACUUAUUUUGAAAAAAAACAAAACUUGUGUGAUGCAAUGGUAAGCUUGGUGAAUUUUGCUUCCAGUUGUCCCGUGUUGGAAACCUCGUGGUAUGCGAACUUUUUACUUAACUUAUGUCCUUACUACUAUAAAUAUUUAAACCAUUAAUAAUGUUUUAUAUUUGUAAAUAGAUGCAUGUAAUUACAUUUUUAAAAUAUCGAACUAUGAAUAAUUCCCCUUAAUAAGUCAAUUUAACACACCUAUCAAACACAUAGUUCCAUUAUAAUUGUUGUAAUUUAUACUGGGGAUUUUUGUACUGGUUGUAACUUUAGUUGCAUUUAUAAUGCUCUGCACUUUUAAAUUAUUACGUAUAUAUCACAUUAUCAAAUUACUCAUAUUUGUAAAUAAAAGGUUUUUUUUUGUUGCACAAAGUAUGUUCUUACAUGUACAAAUCAUUUUAGUAAGAGAUAGUUAUGCAUCGUGUUACCUAAUAACAGGCUAUGUUUGACUUAAAUUGCCGUUUGAAAUGUACUGUCAAAACUGUAUUUGAAUGUCAUUUAUCAAUUGCCAUAAAUGAAUGUAGAUGGUCUGUUCCUAAAUGUCUUUUGCGACAAUAUGGCUGUAUUUUACGAAUUGUAAUGCAUUAAAUGUCAGUAAGUAUGUUAUAUUUACUCAUAAUAACUGCUGUGCUUGUUUACAUCAUAUACGACGACGUUCGAACCAUCUACAUUUUUGAUUUCGUAGGUGGUCUGUAUAAAAGUUUUGAAAUGCUUGUUAGUUAAUACCCAAUUAAACAUUGAAUUAAACAGUGUACUGUGGUCAGAGCCUUAAGGCUGAGUAUAUUUUCGUGUCGAAUAGGUAGCAAGCAAUGGCCAAUCCUUUUGUCAUUGUUACAAGCAUGAACCAUAAUUGGCAUUAUUUUAUUACAGCUGUUAGGUAGCAAAAUAUACGAAAACAGUUCCACUACUAUCACGCAUUGUUCCAUUACUCCCAAACAACAAUUACCAACUGCUGUAUAAACUGCUAAAAUCAUGAGCUUGUUACUCGUGAACGAAUUUUGUUACUUGGGUUAGAACAAAAUUAAGUAGUAAUAUUAUUACAAUGGCCAUAUGAAAACCUUAUAUACGUAAAAUACAGUAUUUGUAUGCCCCCCCUUCGAAAAAGAGGGGGUAUAUUGUUUUGCUCAUGUCGGUCCGUAUGCCCGUAUGUCCGUUCACCAGAUGGUUUCCGGAUGAUAUCUCAAGAACGCUUACGCCUAGGAUCAUGAAACUUCAUGGGUACAUUCAUCAUGACUGGCAGAUUACCCCUAUUGAUUUUGAGGUCACUAGGUCAAAGGUCAAGGUCACAGUGACUCGUUCUUGGAUGCAGUUUAGGACCACAUUUGCAGAUUAUAUUAUGUACUGGUGUGGUGGGGUCUCCGUCCCCACCAGAUGGUUUUCGGAUAACUCAAGAACGCUUACACCUAGGUUCAUGAAACUUCAUAGGUACAUUGAUCAUGACUGGCAGAUGACCCCUAUUGCUUUUCAGGUCACUAGAUCAAACGUCGAGGUCACAGUGACUCGAAAUAAUAAAAUGGUUUCCGGAUGAUAACUCAACAAUACUUACGCCUAGGAUCAUGAAACUUCAUAGGUACAUUGAUCAUGACUGGCAGAUGACCCUUGAUUUUCAGGUCACUAGGUCAAAGGUCAAGGUCACAGAGACUCGAAACAGUAAAAUGGUUUCCGGAUGAUAACUCAAGAAUGCUUACGCCUAGGAUCAUGAAACUUCAUAGGUACAUUGAUCAUAACUGGCAGAUGACCCCUAUUGAUUUUCAGGUCACUAGGUCAAAGGUCAAUGUCACAGUGACAAAAAACGUAAUCACACAAUGGCUGCCACUACAACUGACGUCCCAUAUGGGGGGCAUGCAUGUUUUACAAACAGCCCUUGUUAUAUAUUGAUGUAAUUAAUUAGCUUCGUUACAACGUAUGGUUAUAAGAAAUAUAAAAUUACAUAUAUAUUAUCGAUAGUUAUUAAUUUAAUACUCCAAUAUUUAAUAAUGCAUGCAUGUAUUAUUGUUAUAAAAUGUAUUCUUUUUUUGUAUAAUCGACUUUGUAAACACUGUAUGAUUACUUGUCCACAUGUUUUUUUGCCUUCUGUAUGUAUUGUUUAAGAAACUGCAAACUGUAUGAUAGUACUGGUGUUUCAGCAAGUGAGUUAGUUAAUUUACUGUAAAUAAGUAUAUAUGUAAACAGACCACCAAUAAAAAUUGAAUAAUCAAAUUCCAUAAAUAUAUAAAAUUAUGGUCAUCUAUUAAAGUUUUGCUGAUUUUGCAGCUUUCAUUAAAGGAUUACAACAAAGAUAUUUGAAAUAGACAGCUGUUGCUUUAUUCGUUGAGUGUGUCGGUGGAUAUGGACGUGUCAUAUAUAGUACAUGUAUUUGCCAUACUAUUUGGCACUUCGUUGCUUGCCAUAAAUAAAGGACCACGUUCUAUAACAAGUUUCUUUUUCCUAACUCAGCUGAAGUUUCUACUUGUUUUGAAAUCUUAUAUAUUAUGUACACAUACAGUUGAUACACUGCACACAGUUAAAUAAAUAUAUGCACAGAUUAAAGAAAAUAUGUCGGAGAUGAAGCUGAAACAAAACAACAUCCUACUUCUCCCUUUAAAACAUUUGGGGUUAGCGGGUACAUAUAAAGUAAACAAUAUAAUAUAAUGCACUAUUGAUUUCAACAAUUUUAGGCAACUGGUAUAUACUACAGCAACGUUAUCAUAAAGGAACAAUAAAUAUUUGUUGAGAUCCCCUUUACAUUGUUUUAUGCCAAACACACAAUAUAUUGGAAAUGCAUUUUCUAAACGAGACGAUUUAAAAGCCACAUAAGUAUGGAAUCCGGAUAGUGCAUCUAUAAUCUCGCACUUCUUUCAUCAAGGGCGAUACUAGACACACGAAGCGAUACUUG